Gadus macrocephalus (Pacific cod) is the source of this 2391-nucleotide messenger RNA. RefSeq names its product enolase 4 (gene eno4). Gene Ontology annotation, biological process: glycolytic process. Gene Ontology annotation, molecular function: phosphopyruvate hydratase activity; magnesium ion binding. Bases 89 to 1822 code for a protein of 577 amino acids. The record is from RefSeq and is a predicted model, not a curated record. Lineage: Eukaryota; Metazoa; Chordata; Actinopteri; Gadiformes; Gadidae. Gene Ontology annotation, cellular component: phosphopyruvate hydratase complex. The transcript is spliced from 13 exons.
UACACAAUCGAGGCGUAGACCAUAGCAACCAGUGUAAACAGUGCUCUCAUUCCUAACAACAUCGCUCUAUUAAGGUUAAGAGUAAAACAUGGCGUCUAAUAAAGGAUAUCCGCGCUGCGACGUGAAGGUGUCUGAGGAGGAGCGGGACUUCAACGAGAUGAAGAAUAGAGCUUGCGAGUUUUAUACCCGUAACAAAGUUCCCCAGCAGAUAGAGAACGUGUUGAACGAAAUGUUCUUCGCCAAACCCGACGACAUUUACGGCUACCUGGCCAAUUUCUUUAUGAAACUGUCAGCCCCGCCGAGGAUAAGCGGGCUGAAUGGCAGGGAGGUCUACGAUUCUCAAGGACAGCUUGCCGUCCAAGCAGAGGUGAUGUGCACCAUCCGGAACGAACAAAAGCUGACGUCGUGUGCUGGCGUCCCGGCUGGCAACGAUCAGUGGAGAAUGCAGGGCCCCGACUUGGGGAAGGGGAGGGCCCACCACAUCACCACUGGCCUUGAGUGGAUCAAAGGGCCCCUGAGCGAGUUGCUCAAGGGCUGCGACCCCUGCGAUCAGACGGGGGUUGAUAACACACUCAGUGACUUCUUCUCAGCACGUCACCAGGAGGACAAGGAGACCAGGAGGUCGCAGGAGGAGAAAAACAAGGAGGCGGAGGAAGAGGCUCUUCCACCACCACCACCUCCACCUGUCUCCAGCAAAGGCAAGAAGGCUGGGGAGACAGCUACAAAGGGCGCCAGUGCAGAGAAGCUCAUCCCUCCGUGCGUGCCACCAGAGCCGGAGGUCCCUGGCAGCCUGGCCGUGGGUGCCGUGUCCCUGGCCGUGGCUAAAAGUGGGGCACUGAUACGGGACGUCCCUCUCUACAAACACAUCCUCGCCCUGAGAAGUCAGAGUGAGUUCCGGGUACCAGUGCCCUUGGUGACGUUGCUGAGCUGCGGUAAAUCCUCUCCAGGCAAACUGAACUUGUUGGAGGAAGUCAUCCUCAUCCCCAGACCAGGACAACGCGUCGCACAAGUGAUUUCCAUGGCCCUCCAGAUCCACGAAGAGUUGAUGAGAAUAAUGAAUAGCAGUACGUCAAAAGCCGGGCAGCCCACGCAGGCGGGCCCAAUGAGCGAGGCGGGCGCGCCGGUCCUGGUUUGCGAGCGGCCAGAGCAGGCCCUUGAUCUCGUGGUGGAGGCGUGCGGCAACCUUGGGCUGACACCGGGCGAAGAGAUCCGUCUGGCGUUGAACUGCGCGGCUGAUCGGCUCAUGGACUACUCCAAGGGGAAGUAUGAGGUGAUCGCGGGGAGCCUCAAGUCUCCAGAUGAGCUGGUGGAUAUGUACCAGGCUCUGCUCCUAAAGUACCCAGCCGUGGCGGCCCUCAUCCAGCCCCUCAGGAAGGAGGAUGUCGACCAAUGGGAGAGGCUGAGCUCUGUUAUUGGAGCGUCCUGCUCCCUGCUCUGUGACAUGAGUGGUUUGUCAGCAUCUCGAGCCCCGCCCCCUGCCCUCCCAGGGGUGAAAGGUCAAGUUCUGCAGCAGGUGAAUGGGACCAAAGUGAGCGACCUCAUUCGAAUCAUGGUGGAAAACCCUGAUGCAGUGAUCCUGUCGAGCUCACACAGCGAGCCGUGCGGCGAGGACUGUCUCUCAGACCUAGCGGUGGGGCUGGGCGUGGCCUACGUCAGGCUGGGAGGUCUGCAGGGUGGACACAGGCUCGCUAAAUACAACCGCCUGAUUGCCAUAGAAGAAGAGCUGGCGCAGCAGGGAGCCCUGGUGUCCCGGACCACGCUGCCUGCUCCCCUGUGUGUGAGAGUUAACAUAGAAGACGCAGGCAUCAGUGAGGAGCUUUAAGAUGGACGAGUCUUCUCCUUUUACGUGUUUGCACAAAAGACAUUUCACCAGAUUCUUAUUAAAAUGCACCAUUUCUCAAUACAUGUGAUUAUUUGUUUUGUGCAAGGAAAGUACUGUAGUUAUGCAGUUAAGUGCAAGUGUAGGUCAAGCACUCCUUUUAGAAAUGCGAGUGCAUUUCAUUAUACCAACAAAGUCAAUUUUUUUGGGUUGCGACAUGCCCUGUCGAGACUGAAGGAAAUUAAUGUAUUUUACACUUACAAACACACAGCAGGUUUUUCAAAGAUCUUUGAAAUACAAGCGAAGAGCCGAGAAACCUGUGCUUAACAGCAACGUAUUAGUGUGUGAUGAACACCUGUGUGCACCUUGGCCUUGUGGAGAGAGAGAGAGACACAGACAGACAGGCAGGCAGGCAGGCAGGCAGGCAGACAGACAGACAGACAGACAGACAUGAUCGAUGCCCCAGCAGGUGCAGAGCCAUCGGCUGAUGACUGCAGACAAUCAAAGGCUCUCCCGGGGCCCAGGCUGGGAGUGCUGAACAAGUGGUCGGCCAUUUGUUAUCUGCCUUCUUU